This is a messenger RNA of Oncorhynchus kisutch (coho salmon), 8045 nucleotides long. RefSeq names its product membrane-associated guanylate kinase, WW and PDZ domain-containing protein 2-like. Gene Ontology annotation, cellular component: cell-cell junction; dendrite; cytoplasm. Gene Ontology annotation, biological process: signal transduction; receptor clustering. Bases 185 to 4906 code for a protein of 1573 amino acids. The transcript is spliced from 22 exons. The record is from RefSeq and is a predicted model, not a curated record. NCBI's taxonomy places the organism in Eukaryota, Metazoa, Chordata, Actinopteri, Salmoniformes, Salmonidae. Gene Ontology annotation, molecular function: beta-1 adrenergic receptor binding; signaling receptor complex adaptor activity; SMAD binding.
CUCAGUUCAGCAUCGCAGGCUGAGACAGCUGCUGUGUAUCCAGUGCUGACAUGGAUACCACCACUGGCUUUUGUUGAAACUGUUCACCAUAACAUCAAGCUGGGAAGCUAAAACUAGGGAAGCCCGCGGACAGGACCGAUAAUUUCUUGCAUGGGUGCCCUCAAGGGAUAGCCACUAUUCAGCCAUGUCCAAAAGCCUGAAGAAGAAAAACCACUGGACCAACAAAGUCUACGAGAGUGUCCUUUGCAGGAAUAAGGAAGGGGAGCUUGGGUUCGAGUUGAAGGGAGGCGCGGAGAAUGGACAGUUCCCUUAUCUUGGGGAGGUUAGGCAAGGCAAGGUGGCCUGCCAGAGCGGCAGACUGUCCCAAGAUGAACUACUCCUUGAGGUCAAUGAAACGCCAGUGGCCGGACUAACCAUCAGGGACGUACAUGCAGUGGUCAGACACAGCAAAGACCCUGUCCGCCUUAAGUGUGUCAAACAAGGGGGCGUCAUAGACAAGGACCUGCGUCACUACCUCAACCUGCGCUUCCAGAAGGCCUCAGUGGACCACGAGCUCCAGCAGAUCAUUAGAGACAACCUCUACCUCCGCACCAUACCCUGCACAACCAGGCAGCCCAAGGAGGGAGAGGUCCCGGGGGUGGACUACAACUUUGUGACUGUUGAUCAGUUUAUGGAAUUGGAGAAAAGUGGAGCCUUACUAGAGAGCGGAACUUAUGAAGAGAACUAUUACGGUACCCCCAAGCCCCCGUGCGAGCCCAGUCCUCUGCUGCUAAAUGUAACAGAUCAGCUCCUGCCGGGCGCCCGACCCAGCUCCAAGGGGAAGAGGAAACGGAACAAGUCGGUCAGCAACAUGGAGAAGGCCGGCAUCGAGCCACCCGAGGAUGAGGAGGAGGAGAGACCCGUUGUCAAUGGCAACGGCAAUGGCAUCACCCCAGAGUCCAGCGAACAUGAAGACAAGAGUACAGAUGUCUCCUCGGGGGACGUUCCCCCACAGACCUGUCCCCCCACCGAGACCCCCACCACCCCUAAUAACGAGGUCCCCCAGGAGGAGGGGGGCGAGCUAACCAAGUCACCCCCCAAACCAGAUGAGAAUGAGAGUGAGCUUGGCCCCCUGCCAGGCAACUGGGAGAUGGCCUACACAGAGAAGGGAGAGGUGUACUUUAUCGAAGCGGCUCUCACUCUGGACCAGUCUCAGUACCACCACACUGAGCUGCCGUAUGGCUGGGAGAAGAUCGAUGACCCUAUUUACGGAAGUUACUAUGUGGACCACAUAAACAGACGGACACAGUUUGAGAACCCAGUCUUGGAAGCCAAGAGGAGAGUCCAGCAACACCAGCAAAUGCAAGAGCAGGGUCUGUCCUCGCUGCCCCUACCUACUAUCUACAGAGAGAAGCCCCUGUUCACACGGGACGCCACCCAGCUGAAGGGCAGCUUCCUGUCCACGGCCCUGCAGAAGAGCAACAUGGGUUUUGGCUUCACCAUCAUCGGAGGAGACGAGCCAGAUGAGUUCCUGCAGGUCAAGAGUGUCAUACCUGACGGCCCCGCUGCACAGGACGGAAAGAUGGACACAGGUGAUGUCAUCGUGUACAUCAAUGACGUGUGUGUCCUGGGCACCACCCAUGCCGACGUGGUCAAGCUGUUCCAGUCAGUGCCCAUCGGGCAGAGCGUAACCCUGGUACUUUGCCGUGGCUACCAGCUGCCCUACGACCCCGAGGACCCGGGCGCCAGCGCCGGCGCCACCACCACCCUCCUCUCCCCCCUGGGCCUGAUGGAGCAGCGCCCCCUCCUGGUCAAUGGACGCUCCAACUACGACAGCUACAUGGACUACAUCUCGCGCACGGCACGUUUCGUCCAGGAGCACGGUGACCAACAUCUCAACGCCCACCACCACCAUCAACCCCUUCCGCCGCCACACCCCGGCGACACCCACCUGGACGGCUCCUCCCUGACGCCCGGCGGGCCGCACGGCGAGGACUCUGUGUCCAUGGCGUCAUCGGGGGCGACGCAGGCGGAGCUGCUGACGCUGACCAUGGUGAAGGGGGCGGAAGGGUUCGGGUUCACCAUUGCAGACAGCCCUACGGGCCAGAGGGUGAAGCAGGUGCUGGAGCCCCAGGGGUGUCCUGGUCUGUGUGAGGGGGACCUGAUCGUAGACAUCAACCAGCAGGGAGUGCAGGGCCUCAGUCACACCCAGGUGGUGGAGCUGCUCAAGGAGUGUGCCGUCGGGGCUGAGACAAGCCUGGUCAUCCAGAGGGGUGGAGGAGGUCACUAUUCACCCUGGAAGACCCCUAAACAGGUGUUGGAGCAGUGGGACGCGGCCCAAGGCCAGGGAGGGGGUCAGGGCAGCCCCCAGACCAGUCUGUCUGCCCCCGUUGUCCCCCACAACGCCCCCUUCCUGACCCGCCACCUCCACAGGGCCUCAGUCCCAGACUCUGCCCUCCCCGAGGGCUUUGAUCUGAGCAGGCCCGACCCCUAUGACCUCUAUGAGAAGUCCAGGGCUAUCUAUGAGAAUAGUAGGCAGCCAGGCCUGCCACGGACCAUCUUCUCUGUGGACCACUCAGGGGCAGAGUACCAGGAGGUGGAGGUCCACCUGAGGAGGCAGAAGUCCGGCUUCGGCUUCCGCAUCCUUGGGGGAGACGAGGCGGGUCAGCCUGUGAGUCCGGACACCCGUGAGAAGAUCCUGAUUGGGGCCAUCAUAGAGAAGAGCCCUGCGGACAGAGAUGGGCGCCUGCGGCCAGGCGAUGAGCUCAUCUUCGUGGACGGGAUCCCGGUGGCAGGGAAGCCCCACCGCUACGUCAUCGACCUGAUGCAUGGCGCCGCCCGCAAUGGACAGGUCAACCUCACCAUCAGGAGGAGGCUACAGGGCCCAGGAGAGCCGUGUCCAGAGAACGGCCGCAGCCCCGGCUCUGUGUCCACCCAGCACAGCUCCCCACGCAGCGACUUCACCAACGUCACGUAUCCUGGCAACAACGCAGCCCCACCCACUGACGCCAUGGGUACAGGUAGCACCACAGAUGGAGAGCCGACCUCCAGCGUGCAGCAGCCACCGAGUGAUGUCAUUAUCCACCGCAAGGAGAGUGAAGGGUUUGGAUUCGUCAUCAUCAGCUCGCUCAACCGGCCCGAGACCGCCGCCGCCAUCAGCGUGCCCCAUAAGAUUGGGCGUAUCAUCGACGGCAGCCCGGCGGACCGCUGUGGCAAACUGAAGGUGGGUGACCGCAUCCUGGCGGUGAACAGCCAGUCCAUCAUCAACAUGCCCCACGCCGACAUCGUUAAGCUCAUCAAGGACGCCGGCCUCAGCGUCACCCUCCAGAUCAUACCACAGGAAGAGCUGAGCCCGUCAGCCCCUAGCUCACAGAAACAGAGCCCAGCAGUGACCCAGCAGCACAGUCCUCAGGCCCAGCCCAGUCCCACCGUGGGCCAGCCCAGCCCUGCUGUCACCCAGCCCUGCCCUGCAGUCACUCAGCCCAGCCCUGCAGUCACUCAGCCCAGCUCCCUGACCCACCAGAGCCCCAUCACACAGACCCCAGCCCCCCCACCCCAGAUCUACACCCACGACAGCAGUUACAGGUCAGAGGUGAAAGCGAGGCAGGAUGUAAAACCGGACAUCCGACAGCCUCCAUUCACAGACUACAGACAGCCCCCGUUGGACUACAGACACCCUCCUGUAGCAGACUACCGCCAGCCACCCACCCUGGACUACAGACACCCUCCUCUGAUGGACUACAGACAGCUGUCCACUGACCCCAGGCACUUCCCUAUGCCUGUGCCCCACGACUACAGACAGAUCCAGCCACAGAUGCCACAAGUAUACCAGGACUUUGACUUCUUCACCGUGGAGCUGGAGAAGAGUGUGAAGGGGUUUGGCUUCAGUAUCCGUGGAGGGAGGGAGUACAAGAUGGACCUGUUUGUCCUGCGACUGGCCGAGGACGGACCCGCCAUCCGCAACGGGAGGAUGAGGGUAGGGGACCAGAUCAUUGAGAUCAAUGGGGACACCACCAGGGACAUGACCCACACCCGGGCCAUCGAGCUCAUCAAGUCAGGGGGCCGGCGGGUGCGUCUGCUCCUGAAGAGAGGCACAGGGCAGGUCCCAGAGUAUGACAGUACCUCCCCCUGGGAUGCACGCCCUUCAGCCUCCCCAAGUCUGUCGGAAGUAGCCCUGCCCCCAGACACUCUGACCAUGCCAUCGCCCUCAUCUCAUCUGACCCCGCCCCAGCAGCCCCCAGGCCCCGACCUGGCUCGCCUGCCAACGCAGGAGGUCCCGUGGGAGCCGGCGGCGCAAGAGAGCAGGAGGGUGGAGCGCUCCCAGAGCCCCCGGAAGGCCUCGACCGAGCCGCAUAAUCCGGAUCAGACCGGCCACGGGAGGAGGGACCGGGACCGGCCCAGUGGGAGUGGUUGCAGUAGUGGGAGGGCCAAGCAGAAAGAAGGUGGCAGGACCACCUGCAGAGGGAGCGGCCCCAAAGACGGAGGGCCGGUGGGGAGGGAUGAGCUGCUACCUGGGGGAGGUUUGCCCAAAAGCUCCUCCAGGGGGAGGUCUAAGGAGAGGAUAGCUGGGGGGAGCAGCAGCACGUCCCACGGGAAAAGAGAACCCACACAGUCCCCGACGAAAAACUCCCAGCCCUCAUACACAAACUCUAACGGGAACGGCAGCAGCGGUGGUGGUACUCAGAGCGGCAGCAGCAGUCACCCAGACGUUGGGCAUCAGGGGGAGCCGGCGCAGGAGAAGCCCAGGCCCAGAGAGGCAGAGAGGGGCCCUGGAGAGACCCGGCCCUGCCGCCCCACCAAGAGCACCAGCAGCGGCAGCGCAGUAGCAGGUAGGAAGGCCACCGUGUCCCCUGGGCCCUGGAAGAUCCCCGGCUCUGACAAGCUGCCCAGCACCCUGCGCUCGGGCACGUCCACUGUGAGCAGAUAACACCUUGGAGUAUACCCACUACCAGACCCCCAGGCCGGGCUACACUAAGCCUGGCUAGCCCCUUCAUUUUCUCCCCUCGCCCUGCCUCCACUCCUCCAUGCGUUUUUAGAGAACCAUUUUUAUUUAUAUUGUACUCUAAAUUAUUUUGAGAGAUAUUUUACACCGACCACCUUAAGAACUGGAAAGCAUCCACUUAAAAAUUAAAAACAAGAAGAAACCAAGCAGAAUGUGUGUAGCGUGACGGGAGCAGUGUUAAUUAAGGGGUUCGAAUACAGGAAGUUCAUUUGGAAGUGCUCAAAUCCCCACAGCACUCCAGUCCAGGACGUACAUGCAAAUUGAACCACUCACCGAUUGGUUGACUGUGACACUGCAGUUUUUUUUAUACAACGGAGUCUAUUUUAUGAAAAGGAAUGUUGAAGAGGGGUUGCCUGUUUUUGUGUAUUUUGAAAAGAGAGAAUGAAAACCAGAACUAGAAAAAGAGUAUACGCAUUAAUGGAACUUUGCCUUAAAUAAGAGACUGUACGAGACUGAAGAAGCUAUCCCGAGGAAUCUAUCAAAUGGUAUAGAAAUACAUCUAUUAUAUGAUGAGUAUUAAUAUGUGGGACGUGAUCAUCUCUAAUGCAUACCUAGUCGGGCCAAUGGUAGUUCUGAGACGCCUCAUAAGCUAGACAAGUGAAGGAACACAACACCGUUUUUCCACACUCCCUUAUAACUCCACAGCCCAGCCUAUGAUAUUGCAUUUCUAGUCUGUGUGGACCCAUUCUACGAGACUGCAGUGGACUCUAAGGGCUGUUCGUGCUUGAAUCAUCAACGGUUGGGUCACAGGAGAUACAUCUCCCCCUCACUGUGCUUCGCGAACAAAGCAAUUUGCUGAGGUUUGUCUGGUGGAGAGAGUGAAGGCUCAUGGGAUAUCGGGGCAGAGUGCCUUACGAUCAGGGACAGACGGACAGAGAGGUCUGUUAUGGACUUAUAGAACCUAGAACACUCUCUAGACUGAUGUGGUUCAAUCCAGGCUGCUAUCGUACAGUCAAUACCAAUGUCCCAAUAUUCAUAUACAUCUGUGCCAUGACGGACAUUCAUGUUUUUAUAUCUGAUUGUUGAAAUUUGUUCACUAUAUUUACAGAACCCACAGUAUUUAUUUUGUCAGAAAACAUUAGCAAAUCUUUCCAUUUCCUUACAGAUUGAAGAUAGUUCCACAACUUUGUGGGGUUCUGUUGGUAUCUCAUCGUCAGAUAUCGAAACGUCUAGGCAGAACAUCUCUAACAGAUGGUGUAAUCGUGUUUGGGUGAAAAUAUGGCAAGUGUAUGAAAGCAGGAAACUACACUAGUAUUUCUGGUGGGGAUCAGAGAGAGAGAGAGACAUUGCCAUUUGUCACGAGCUCAUUCAUCACAAUGUGUCUAAUGGUCUGUGGCUUCACUUAACGCUGUUCAUUUACACGAGACAUGAAACACUUAUCUCCCAAAGACACAUAUUUAUACAUUACAACUGACAACUGUCUUGAAUAUUCAUUUCCACAUUUGUUUAGUCUCUAAGUGAUGCCGUCUACAUAGCCAGCUACGUUAAUAUACUGUAUAUAUACACACAUCUCUCUCUACCAGAUUGUGUCCCAAUUAACUUCGGAACUCUAGACAGUGGAGGCUCUGUCAGUGGCUCUGUCUGAACUUUACUGUCACCAGUUUACACAGAUACACAGUUAGACACACACACACACACACACACACGUCCCUCAGAACCGCCUUGUCAUCCGAUGACUAAGGCAGAGUUUUUUUAGUUUUUUAAACUCUCUCAAACCCUCUCUCUGGCCCUGGGACUCACAGAAGCUAAUUCAUCUGUCGCUCUGAUGACUAUUAUACUGUACAUGGAGAUGUGGAGAGACUACAAUCAUCUAGACAUUAUGAUCAUUGACAGACACAAGAAUCAUUCUUGGCGAUAAAAGAAAAGUCAUUUAGGAGCAAUCUGAAUGUGUCCCCUUUAGUUUCUGCAGACAUCUGAUUUUUGAGUGGUAAUUUGCAGUGUGUCUAGCUAACAAUCCAGCAAAGAGAGGACGACAUUGGCAGAACAAAGCUGCCCCCCCCCCCUCGGGUGGAAGAAAUGCAGACAGUCUUUCAGAAUAGGAAUGAUACGAGAGAGGUGAGUGAUGCUCGGGGGCCGUUGGAAUUUCUAUUUACGAGAGGAAAAAAUACUUAUUUAAAGCACAAAGUGGUUCAGAGAAUUGCCAUAUAAAUUGUGCUGGGGAACUGACCCUGAGUAGACAGGAGUCUGUGGCUCAGCUGCUGUCUGGGCCUGUUUGAAUACUUUAACAAUGCAUCCUUCCUCUCCUCCUUCUCUCUUUUCUAACAUUGUGUAAGAACAGUGGUUACUUCAAGUAAGUAGGCAGCAGGUAGCCUAGAGGUUCAGAACGUUGGGCCUGUAACUUAAAGGUUGCUGGUUUGAAUCCUGAGCCGACUAGGUGGGAAAUCUGCCCAUGUGCCCUUGAGCAAGGCACUUCGCCAUAAUUGCUCCGGAUAAGAGCAUCUGUUAAAUGACAAUAAAGACGUAUAUAAUAAUGUAAAACAGGUACAUGUUCAUUCAUGUAAGUGUCACUGGUUACUUCAAGAAAGGAUUCAUUUGAACAGUGCCACUGUGUUCACCCCACACACAACCAUUCAUAUAGUGUCUGGCCAGUCCUGACUGUAUACUGCACCUUCAUCACUAAGCCUAUCAUGACUUCUGUGUAGACUAGAGACAAGGGAGAAUGUCCUUCCUUCGUUGCACAGUUCGCCGCUUUUUCUCGUCAGAGCAGUCCCCCAUUGAGGCAAAUAUCAGUACUUUUCUAUGGACAGAUCAGAAGAGAUAGGUAUAUCUAAAACGGUGAGUGUGUUGAAGACUGACGCAUGUACAAUACAUGAACCCCCUGAGCCUACCUAAUGCAGCAGGGUAUCACUGUGUAGUGUUAUUAUUAGCCGUGGUAUUGACCUUGUACAGGUGUGUCGCUAUUAUAAAUAUGACUCAAUGUAUUAUUAUGGAUAGUCCCAGACUAGAAGUGAACGGCCUAUUUUUAUGAAAUGCAACACUAUGGAUAUAUUAACUUUUGCAGAAAUCUUGUUUACCGUAAUGAUAUUCUGAAAUGCUGUCAAAUAAAAUUUUGACUCGGUGUAAA